Molecule: messenger RNA, 4878 nt
Organism: Aedes albopictus (Asian tiger mosquito)
Lineage: Eukaryota; Metazoa; Arthropoda; Insecta; Diptera; Culicidae
Exons: 9
Coding region: 1905-3557 (550 amino acids)
Source: RefSeq, a predicted model, not a curated record
UUCCGCUUUCAGCAACGUUCCACUCUCUUGCGCAUAACUCUCGCGGUAUGCUCUCGCAAUCAAGCCAAUUCGCCACCCAAUAGACUUGCACUUCAUCCACCCAACGCCAGUUCGGUUCGAGUGAGUCGCGAGGGGGCUUUCGGUCAGCCUACAUGUGCCGUUGUUGCGUUGUCUGAAGGUUGGUGUUCUGGUCGCGGUUUAUUUUCUCUGUUCGCUUUUAUUCGCUGCUGUGCUGGCGCUUGCUGUCUGUCUAUUGUUUCUAUACAACAUAAACGAGUUCGCAGUGUUCGCAGGCUAUCAGCGGAAAAGGAAGAUGAACCAGUUGUGCUUGGUGAAACCCGCGACGAUUGUGUUCUUUAUUCUUGCUGUUGCAAACGGAUAUUCCUCGCCGCGAAGUUGUGGAACCUGCCCCCAAUAGUAGGAUACGAAAAUAGCACAACUUCCGUUCCACUGGCGAUUUUAUGUGUGUGUUUGUGUAUGUUUUUGAUUCCGACGAUAGAAGAGAAGUGUCACUGGAUUGUGGGUCCAUCGAGUGUGUGGACAGCCUACGGAAAACGACAUCUCAGAAGUUGAUCGACUCGGUGCAGGAAGUGCAAAAUCAGCGUGGCCCGUGAGUUAACCGCUGCUGUAGUGCACUGGCCGCAGCCGAAAGGAAGUGGAAUCUAUUUGUCAGAACGAGGAAAAAACGAAAAGUGUGGGCAGAAGAAAUCUUGAUAAAUUAAACCUAAACUAGCAGACGGGCCAAGGGGCGUCCGUUGUGGAAUGAAGUGAAAAAAAGUGCAAUUUAUUUUGUGCUCAUAUCAGUUAUGUUACGUUGCUGACAGCUACCAAAAGGAAACAAGCUUUCGGUGGAUUUUCCAGCGGAAAAAAAUAAUCAUUGUUGAACGACGAUUCGAAGGGCUAGGGAUCGGCAGCAACCUAGACUUUCUUCAGCUUUCGACUCAGGACAACGUGUUCCCAUGCAAGCAGCGGUGAAAUACAGCGCUAAGCCGAACGCCUCAGACGUGCAUAACUUACCGCGUCAAUUUACUUUACAACUGUAGCAAAUGUGAUUCCGGAGACAAACGGCCAGGCAUCAGAAAAUCCGCAAUCCAUACGAAGCAGGCGGCGGCGGAGGGAUAGAAAAGGCAUUCAACACAGACAGCGGGUCUAAUCUAAACAAUCUCUAAUGGACUAUGUCGUACUGCAAGGGCUGCUACGAUUCCAAGACAGUAAAUACACGCGGACGCCUACUUUGGUCAAGUGUGGUGACUGUUCCCGCGUGUGUGUUGGCGUUAGCGUAGGGUCCAUGCACGACAACGAGUUGCAUUAUACCUGGUGACAGCUGUGACAUCUACCAGCGAAAAAUUAGCAUAUGGACACAAAUCUUCAAUCAAUGUUCGCCAGUAGCACAAGCAGAUGCAUGAAAAUGAGUUUAUAGAGCUAUAAAAAUCCAACUAUGUGACCGUGAAUCUAUAAAUUCUAAGUAUACCAUAUAUGCCGGCAAAGAAACGUGAUUUAAGCAUUAAUUUGAAACAUUUAGUUUAUCUAAGUGUUCGCAAGCAUUCAACUUGAGGUGCCCGGCAUUCGAGACGACGAAGAAGCCAUUGAAAUCAAUCUUAGUGCGAUGUGAGCCAAGAGAGUCGGCAGAAGUGUGUUUCAAAAGUGCUUUCAAGUGUGUAAACAAACAAACGGAUCGCGAGAGCUAAGCCGCGAAGAUCAUCGGCAGCAGAAGAACCUGUUGAUUGGAGGGCAAAUGCCUUCACUAGCUACCAGUAGUGGGGCAGCUGUUGGUGUAGUUCGGAAGAAGUGAGGCUUACUCUUGCACAGAAAAAGGGUUUGGCUCAACAGCUUCGGUUUUUUGAUUCUAAUUAUUUAUGAGGAAGGCGUGCUAAAGUGGCAGAAAUUAGGAAACAGCAGAAAAGAUGUUGGGAGCACUCAAGCGGCGAUGGAGGACCACGCGAAGAUCUGUAUCAGCUGAUAACCAGUACGAGGCCGACAGAGAAGGUUCGAAUGAAAUAAUUCCUCCGACGCGGUACGUUGAGUUCCUCAAAGCAGAACGGGAUGAGAUGCUACCACCCCGAUACAUCGAAGUGCGCAAAGGACGAAUAGUUCUGGAAACACAGAAAGUUAUUGAUGCAGCAGACAUCAAGACUGAUGGAAAAGAUUCAUUUUCACGGUUUGCGAAAAGCAAAUUGGUGCUCGGUUCGCCUACGAUACCGGAACCUCCUGAUGGCUACGUACGGCCCAUGAUACGAAGUCAACCUCAGUCACCGGUGCAUGAGCGUGGAAAGUCGGAUAGUAUCGGAACCAACUGUUCUUCUCGGUCGGAGCCCUGCAAAAAUGCGGACCUACUUGAAGCCAGAAUAGCUGAACUAGAAGAUGCCUUAUUACGACUACAAGAUAGGGUAAACCAAAGCCAAUGUAAUUCGCCUACGCUUGAGAAAGAAAUAAAGGAGCAUUUAGAAAUAAUGAAUAAAGUAAUUAAAACUAAGGAUAAGCGAACGAUACAAGCAUGCAGAGAGCACAAAACACUACAGGCACGCUUUCAACGACAGGAAAACAGUUUGCUUAUCCUUCAAAACGAAAAUAAAUCCCUACACCAAAGAGUGAAACAGUACGAAGCUUGCCUUGACGACAUCAUGAGGAAGGUGGUAGAUGCCCUGGUGGCGGAGGAUUGUUUAAGAGACGAAGUUUCUAUUCUGAAAAACCGCGUUCGAGAUCUGGAAGCACAAAAUGCGGCCCUCACUUCCAGCCCAGCCAAAAGCCGAGACGAGGGGUAUUGCACGAUGAGCACCGGUCAGCCCCAACCCACUCAGGAGGGUCACCUGGAAGAGUUGCCUGAAGAGCCGGAGCAGUGGUUGGUUUCGGCAGAACCAUGCACUGCCGAGAUGGAAGAUUGGAGCAUGUCACAGGAAGAAUUGGCUACAGCCCUGGAAGAGGACGGCCACGAGUGGAUCUGGAAUUCAAGCUUUCUUACCACCAGCGAAACACAAACGGAAGAUGUAUCUGCACUAUUACAGGAACAAAUAGUGUACUCGGAAGACGAGGAAGUAGCAUGUACAAAUUUUACUCGAGAUUUUUAUAGACUGGUAAGUAUAAAGUCUGAAAGCAAUCGAAGCCUAAAGUCGCCGACGCCAGUGGACACCACGACUAGCAGCAGCGACGAAAACGAAAGACUGACGAGCCCCACUCCCAGCGAGGCGGGUCGAGCUCAAGUUCAUAGCUGUUCCUCCAGCGAAUCAAGUGAUGUCAUCACGGAGAAACAUGAACCUUCGCUUCCCUCACCACCUGCUUCACCACAACGGCAUCCUGUGACUGUUAUCCAUCCGGCUGCAACGACUGACCUACUUCAGGAUGUGCUAAUCACAUGCCACAAUCAGCAAAAAAUGCAACAAAACAAUAGGAAGUUUCAAAAAGACGGCACCCAGUCUGCGUCUCCCACGUGGCGACGGAGCAAUGGCUGGAGGCGAGUUCCCAGGAAUAGUCAUGAAACGCACAUCCCUGUUCCAAUUGCCUCGAAGGAUCGCUUCAAAUCGCCACCACCUGUGCCCGUACGAAGGCAUUGCGCCAGCUAGCCAUCUUUGUACUAUGUAGACUAAAACAAAAACGAAACAUGCAACAGAAACGUAACAGGUCUGACAUCGAUCAGGAAUUUGAAAACUAAUAAAUCGUUACAGCAAUGACACGAACUGUUUAGCUUUAGGCAUUGAAUUGUGAUAGUACAUUUAACAGAAACAAAAAUAAUCGCGACAGUAAGCAUAGGACUCAUAUAUCAUCUAACUAAUCACUGCCAAUUUCAUUGAAUCGCAUUGAGCGCUAUUCACAGCCUCACGUCGUGAAGGAUAAUGUUGUAGGACACCAAUCAAAUUGCUGGACAAUAAGACAGAAAGUAGAAAGUUGAUUCCUAUAAAGCAAGAUAAAAGCUCUAGAAGAUAACUGCUGCCUUGCGUUACGGGUGGUAACGCAAACGCAUCGCGCGUUAGCACAAACGAAGAGUAUGGUUGUGAUCUUCGCUGAACUUGAGCACUGAACUAACGUUAAAACGAUAUUUCUGAGGGGAGAUGAAAUGAAAUACAUUUUUGCAGACAAUACACAUUUUUGAUCAUUUUAAACGUGAAAUUCGUAGGAACUCACAUCGUAGGAUAAAUGCAACCGACAACUUACGAAAUCUCAACUUCAAGUUAAUGUUUUUAUUUGCUAGUCAAACUAGCAUUUAAUUGUUUUCUGAUUGAAAGCUCUGCAAAUGAAGCUAAAAGUGUAUUUUCGUGGUUCCUUAUUAACAUCUAUAACAAAUUCAUCAGUUAUUCUCAUGGUUUACGAGCAAAAUAAGCUUCACUUUGUUUCAAUCGUAAAAAAUCUGUUAUUUAAUUGUGGAUGGAAAGGUAGAAUAGAGAAGUACAAAUGUCUGGUUACUCACAGUAGUGGUAGCAAUGGUAGCAGUGUUCGAAAGUCAAGUUAAAAUUUCAUAUCCAAACUAACCAAACUUAAAAUCUAUUCCAUCUAAUGUGUAGAUCCACGCCCGAUUGUUUUAGAUUGCGUUUAUCUGGCAUGAUAUCAGUAAUGAAUUCACGAUUCAUUCGGCGAGUGACUAAAAUGUAAAACUUUGUAACUAAUCGACUUAUAUAAACCAUGUAUUAUACAAUAUUUUUGUAUUUCUCGAACUAGCAUACGUUUGUAGACUUUCUAUGUAUAAAAGUAAGCCAAAACAUUCAAACGGUUCUCAUAGUGUUUCAAAAAAUACAAGAACAGGUGUAAUUUAUUCGUUGUUUGAAUUAUACAAAUAAACGGUAUAUAUUCUUUCCUCCUGAAAAAUAUCUAUUUAUGAUAACUUACAAUAACCAAUUGUUUAUACGAAAAUUGUAUGAGUAAUGGUCGAAUAAUAUUGAUAAAAAUCAA